Messenger RNA from Linum trigynum, 213 nucleotides. Lineage: Eukaryota; Viridiplantae; Streptophyta; Magnoliopsida; Malpighiales; Linaceae. The record is from the annotation of a GenBank genome assembly.
AUGAUGGUGGCGACGAUUCGUCGACAACCUCUUCGCCACGGAGAUCAGUCGCUGCACUCCAAACGCGAUCUCCCCAGUCCCAGCAGAAGCGGGCCGUCACUGCUUUCCGCCGCUGACCACCAAAGCGUCCGGCCCUCUUCCUAUGAACUCAACAACAGCCGGCCGUCAGCGCCUUCCUCCGCUGAACACGAAACCGUGACGCCCUCUUACUAG